Messenger RNA from Colletes gigas, 3598 nucleotides. RefSeq names its product importin-9 (gene Ipo9). The transcript has 14 exons. NCBI's taxonomy places the organism in Eukaryota, Metazoa, Arthropoda, Insecta, Hymenoptera, Colletidae. The record is from RefSeq and is a predicted model, not a curated record. Bases 394 to 3492 code for a protein of 1032 amino acids. Gene Ontology annotation, biological process: protein import into nucleus. Gene Ontology annotation, cellular component: nuclear envelope; cytosol. Gene Ontology annotation, molecular function: small GTPase binding.
UCUUAUGUAUAUACACAUGUGUGUCGUGAUCGUGGCGUUCUUGUCAGAACUCUGUACCGUAUUUAUUUUUCGUUAAAAGGAAUUCGAAACCAUCGAUAGGAAAUAUAAUUUAUUUUUACGGAGAAAGUUCCAUUCAAACGAGAUUGUACGAAUAAGCGUGCUUAAUGAUAUUGACAAGAAACGUUCGAUUUUUUCCGACACGUUCCUCUAACCUACUUUGCCAUUUCAUCGAGCCGGUUCAACCAAGUUGUGACGAAUAUAAAGGAAGUUGUUAAAAAAAAAAUACUAUAUAGCUGGUAAUGUUAAAAGACGUAUCGGUAAAACUAUAGCAUGAGAAGCAGACGUUAGGGAUAUGCAUUCGGGUGCAAAGUAAAGUAGUAAAAGUUUACUAUAAUGAGUGCAAUGGGAUCCGAUGUGCAAGGCUCUUUGAGAGAGGCUUUGUACGAAACAUUAACUGGAAUUCUCUCUCCGCAUAGAGAGACUCGUCAGGCAGCGGAGCAAAGAAUUCAAGCGUUAGAAGUUACAGAAGAGUUUGGUAUACAUUUAACGGAGUUUGUGGUAGAUCCCAAUGGACAUUUACCUAUUAGACAAUUGGCUUCUGUAUUACUAAAGCAAUAUGUUGAAACGCACUGGUCUUCUAUGGCUGAAAAAUUCCGCCCGCCUGAAAUAAAACACGCGACGAAAGAAAAAAUCAAAGAAUUAUUGCCACUAGGUCUUAGAGAAUCUAUCAGUAAGGUACGUACAGCAGUGGCUUAUGCAAUAUCGGCCAUCGCGCAUUGGGAUUGGCCAGAGAAUUGGCCAGGUUUGUUUGAUAUACUUGUAAGUUGUUUAAGCGGCGAAAGCGAGCAUGCUGUUCAUGGAGCAAUGAGAGUUUUAACAGAAUUUACGUCCGACCUGACCGAUAAUCAGUUACCCAACGUGGGUCCGGUCAUUUUACAAGAAAUGUACAGAAUAUUUCAAAGCGAAAAUCAAUAUAACAUUAGGACCCGCGGUCGCGCCGUCGAAAUAUUUACUACAAUCACGUCAUUGGUAGCUGCCACAGGAGUGUAUCAGAAAGGAUUUACAGAACAAUAUCUGCAACCGGUCAUUCCUAUGUUUUGCGAAAAGUUCGUUCAAUGUUUAAGAGUGCCUGAUGGCUCGAGCAGCGACAGUGGGCUUAAAACCGACGUUAUCAAAGCUAUAAAUUGCCUUGUUACCAAGCUACCCAAGUACGUGUCUAGCUUUUUACCGCAGAUGUUGCCGCCCAUUUGGGAGACCUUAACGCAAAGCGCGAAAAUUUAUCAGGAAGGAAUCGUGAACAGCGACAGAGAAGAGAACGACAAAGAAGUCGAUUCGGACGGCGAAAUAAUUAAUUUCAGCAAUCUGAUUAUCGCGAUAUUUGAAUUCGUUCACUCUAUCGUGGAUCACAAACGAUUCUCGAACCUCUUAGACAAUUUACUGCAAGAAGUGAUGUAUUAUCUAAUAAUUUUUAUGCAAAUAACCGAAGACCAAAUUGAAUUGUGGACAACUAGUCCCAAUCAGUUCGUCGAGGAAGAGGACGUGUACGCCUACAACGUUCGUAUCUCUGCGCAAGAACUAUUAACGGCUCUUGUAAAUUAUUCCGAGGAAAAGGCGGUGAAUGCUCUUUGCGAAGUGGUCACGCGUCAUAUCGAGGCAACAAGCAGAUUGCAAAGUGCAAACGACGGAAGCAAAAACGAGACAUGGUGGAAACUGCGCGAAUCUUCCAUUUUGGCCUUAAGUAAAGUAAAGGACGCUGUCGUGGAGAAGCACAAGGCUGGCAUGCUUCAGUUCGACAUUAUUGGAUUUUUAGAUACCGUUGUUUUAGCUACUUUGAAUGAUUUAGAGGCGCCGCCGUUACUUCUUGGUCGUUGUUUGUGCGUCGGUGGGAAAUACGCCGAGAUAAUGCCGCCAGAAAUGAGUUCGCGAUUUUUGGAAGCGACGGUAAAUGGCUUGCAAGAGAAUCAGCCUGCUUGUAUCCGUAUCAGCGCGGUGAAAGCCAUCGAUUGGUUCUGCAAAGCGUCAGCCACGGAAACAAGCAGCACUAUCGGCAAUAUCAUACGAUCCCAUUUACCGAACAUAUUUCAAGGUCUCUUUAAUUUCGCCAGCCAACCGUCCACGGAGAUUCUAACUUUAGUUAUGGAAACGCUCCAAGAGUUGGUCACGCUGGAUAAAGCGUUCACCGCUUCGGUGGAAAGUAAAAUUUGCCCGUUAACUAUAGCCGUGUUCUUGAAAUUCUAUAGCGAUCCAAUGAUACUGGACAUAUGUCAAGAUUUGUUCAAGAAUCUGACGCAAAAUCCUGACUGCAUAGGGCCGCUACAGACUCGUUUGAUACCCACGUUAACCAGCAUGAUGGCCAUUACACCCACGGAUAAAUCGAAGGAUGAGAAAUGUCGAGACGUUGCCUUGGACGUUCUACAAGUUCUAGUGCAAUAUUCACCGAGGCCGUUGAGCAGUGCGCUGGUCGAGACUGCUUUCCCCGCCGCGUGCCAUUGUAUUCUUAAUUCAGAGGACAACGAAACGCUGCAGAGCGGCGGUGAAGUGAUACGCACAUACUUGUCCGUCGCGGCGCGACAAGUUACUGUGCAUCGAGACAACGACGGGCAAACUGGCCUGCAGUACAUACUGCAGAUAGUCGCUCAGCUCCUUAACCCACAGUCGAGCGAGUUCACCGCCACUUUUGUCGGCCGACUGGUGACAACGUUGAUCAGGAGAGCGGGCAACACCUUGGGCGAGAAUCUGGAUUUGUUACUGAAGGCCGUGCUGAGCAAAAUGCAACGGGCGGAGACGUUGACCGUUGUACAGAGUCUGCUCAUGAUAUAUGCUCAUUUAAUAAACACAGAGUUCGACGCCGCUCUGAACUUUCUGUCCACCGUGCCUGGCCCCACGGGGCAGAGUGCCCUCGCGUUCGUUCUCGCCGAGUGGGUGAGCAGACAGCAUCUGUUCUUCGGCAGAUACGACCGCAAGGUGGCGACAGUCGCGCUUUGCAAGAUAUUGGAGUACGGUGUUACGCACGGCGAUAGCAGGCUGAACGAAAUCACCGUCAAGGGUGACGAGAUAUACACAGGACAAGAAGGCGUGAGAACUAGGAGCAAAGCCGAAUCACAGCCUUAUCAGUGGACCACGAUACCAGUUCUGGCAAAGAUAUUCAAGUUGAUCAUCAACGAGCUAGCGAACGACAUCGAAGCAGUUGCCGCGAAUCAGGACUCUGGCGAAUCCGAAGACGACGAGGAGGGGGACGACGAGAACGCUUUCCUGGACCCGGGCUACGAAACCAUGUUACUAUUGGAGGAAGCUGUGAACGAAGCGGAGGAAGACGAGGACGACCCGGAGUUGUUGCAAGAUUCCAUUUAUCAUCUGAACCUUAGCCAAUAUUUACGAGACUUCUUGUUGAACUUCUCGACCCACCAUUGUUUCCCAGCGUACGUUCAGCAUCUGAAUAUUCCGGAACGGAAAGUUCUAAGUAAUUUAAACAUUAAUGCAUCGUUUAUGUAAUUAAUAAAUAGAUAUAUAUUGAUGAUGAAAUUUUUGAUUUUCGUAAUAAAAUAUGCAACUUUUUAUACGUUUCCUUCUUUCUUGUAUGGGACCUAUCGUGCAACGU